AUAAAGGUUAUGAUGUUAGACACAACAUCGCUAACUCCACAUCUCCAAGAGCAUCUGAAGUCUUCCUGGGUAUCUUCAAAGAUACAGAGAUGCUUCUCUCUGUCCUUCUUGUGUUGGGUGUCUGCCUGGUGCCUGCUCACUCUAAACCAGCAGAAUAUCUCGGCAGUCCUCUCCUUCAAAGCUGCUUUCAGGAGGCAAAGAAAAUAGUGGAUGAUGCCUACAAGUACUCCAGAGAAGAGAGUCUGAAACGAGUCCGCAAGGAGGUGGUGAGUCCUCAUGAUGCUCUUCGUCUCCUGAAGCAGCCUCGCGGUGACACACGCUCAGCUGUGAGAUCUGCAGACUACAUGGCACAAACGCUCCGUCUGCUGCAAGAGAGGGUUCAUCGUGUGCACAAACGCUCACUCAACGCAACAGAUUUGCUCUCUGAUGUGGACCUGCAAACACUUGCCGCUAUAACUGGAUGUGCUGCUCGACUCAGACCUCCACAAUGCAGCACCACACCAAACCUUAACAAGUAUCGCACAAUCACCAGCGUCUGCAACAACCUAAAUAACCCUCGCCUCGGUGCCUCCAACACCCCAUUCACCCGUUGGCUUCCUGCCGAAUAUGACGAUGGCAUCUCUGAACCGAAAGGCUUCAGAAACCAAAGAAUCAACAACUUCUUGCUGCCACUGGUGCGACAGGUUUCCAACAACAUCCUAAACACAACGGAUAGAGGUGUGAUCAACGACACAGAAUACUCUCUCAUGUUGACCUUCUUUGGGCAGUUUAAUGACCACGACUUUACCCUCACGCCCUCCUCUCCCAGCAUCCGCUCCUUCAGCAACGGGUUGAACUGUGGCGAGAGCUGUGAGAAUUCAGAUCCCUGCAUUCCCAUCCCGAUUCCUCCCGGCGACCCCUUCUUGAAAUCAAACCCAAAAGGCUGCAUCCCUGCGUCCAGAUCCGCCCCCGCUUGUGGAACAGGCUACUCGGCCUACAAUUUUGGCGGAAAGCCCAACGUAAGAGAGAAUAUCAACUCCCUGACAGCCUUCUUGGAUCUCAGCCAGGUGUACGGCUCUGAGGACAAGCUUGCCCAGUUUCUUCGCGACCUCAAUACUGAUAGCGGCCUGCUGCGCGUCAAUACAGAGUUUACUGACAACGGCCGUGAGCUGCUGCCCUUCAACCCUCUCAAUGUGAACAGUUGUGCCAAUCGUGGUAAAAUCACCAACGACUCGAACGCCAAAGAGGUGCCCUGUUUCAUUGCAGGUGACUCUCGUGCGGACGAAAACAUCGCUCUGACAUCCAUUCACACACUGUUCCUGCGUGAGCAUAACCGCCUGGCUCGUCAACUGAAGAAACUAAACCCUCAGUGGGACGGCGAGACCCUCUACCAAGAGGCCCGCAAGAUCAUGGGUGCUUACACACAGGUGUUUGUGUUCAGGGACUAUCUGCCACACAUUUUGGGUGCCGACGUGGUACGUGCACAGCUUGGCCCUUAUCCUGGUUACGAUCCCAACGUUGACCCCAGCAUCGCUAACGUCUUUGCAACAGCAGCUUUCCGCUUUGCCCACUUAACCAUCCAGCCAUUCAUUCCCCGCCUGGAUGCAGACUACAAGGAGCACUCUCAGUUCCCCAGUGUCCCUUUGUUCACAGCCUUCUUAACCCCCUGGAGAGUCGUCUUUGAGGGUGGCAUUGACCCUCUGAUCCGUGGAGUGAUCAACCGUCCAGCUAAACUGAAUGUUCAAAAUCCCGUCAUGGUGGAUGCACUGAGGGAGAGGUUGUUUCAGUUUGUGCGGAAACUGGCUUUGGACCUGGGCUCUCUCAACAUGCAGAGGGGACGUGACCACGGCCUGCCUGGUUACAACACCUGGCGUGGGUUUUGCGGCCUGUCUCAGCCCAAGAACCUGGCAGAGCUUGCUCAGGUCCUAAACAACAACGAUCUGGCACAAAGGCUGCUGCAGCUCUACGGUACCCCCGACAACAUCGACAUCUGGCUGGGAGGCGUGGCAGAGCCGUUGGUCCCUGGCGGCCGUGUAGGGCCUCUGUUUGCCUGCCUCAUCGCAAAACAGUUCCAGAGUGUCCGCCAGGGUGACAGGCUGUGGUACGAGAAACCAGGUGUCUUCACCCUGAGACAGAGAGCUGCUCUGUCCACUGCCACCUUAACCAGGAUCAUCUGUGACAACACCGAUAUCACGUCUGUCCCCCGGGACCCUUUCAACAUUGUCUCAAAAAGAAACCCGCUCAUCCUCUGCAAUACCAUCCGAAGCCUGAACCUGGCAGCCUGGCAGGAGUAACCCUGCACAGACAAGUCAGGUGAAACAAUGGACCAAACCGUUUGACCUCGGGGGAGACUCUCAGCACCAGUUGUCAUUAAUUUUUUUUCAUUCAGAAAAAUCUGUCUAAUCAUUCUUCAUAUGUUUUAUUUGAUCUUGCCCUCAGUGGUUCUUUUGGAUCUCUUUUCAUAACUUUCCAUUAAUCAGGUCAUAUAUAUCAAAUACUUAUUAUUGAUAAUUAACUUUUUUACAUUUUUCUUUUUAUUCAAUUGACCAGACUGGGGCUCAUCAUCCAACUGUGAAUAUCAUAUUUUGACUGACAAAUGAACACAUUUACCACCUAGUGAACAUGAAAUAUGACUGUUAUACAGUAUUCAGUCAAUUGGACAGAAGAUUUAUAAGUGGUUAAUUUUGAUGGUAGAAUUUACUAAUAUUAUUGUGAAUAUUUUAUGCACUGAUGAGAUUGAAGCAUGCCUUAAAAAUUAUGUGUGUUGUGUUUUGUCUGUGAGAUUUGUUUUACUGUAACUUUCAAAUCUGUUAUAUUUCUGCAUUCACUAAAUAACCUAAAGAUUGAAAAUUUUCUUUUUUAUGUGAAUCGCAAAAAGAGAGAGAAGACUUUCCAACAUUUAAAUUAAUGCUGUUAAAUUGGGCUUAUUUAGUGUCUGAAGACAGUAUCAACAGUACAAAUAAACAUAGUAUCACGGUAUAAGCUCCAUUUGUGCAAAAAAAUUCAAGUGCAGAAAUUUGGGAAUAUUUCAAAAUUUGAAUUUUUUUUUAAGCAUUUGGUGAUGCAGGGAUGAUGAUCAAGUUAAAUUACUCAUGACAGUACAUGAGCCUGGAGUUAUCUACACAGUGUAGGCUACAUAAUUAUCUAAACUACAACCUAUGUUUGUUGCUACUUCUCUAUGUUUUUAAUGAAUUACAUCUUCACAUAUUGUUUUCUUUCAAGCAGUAACAUUAAACCUAACAAAACAGACCUGUUAGCUUGGAUUUAACUGACUUCAGUAAAAAUAACCUUAAUGUUCCUGUAGAUGGAGCCACUGUUCUUUAUUAAACAAAAUAAAUGUAUAAUUCAUGUA
Micropterus salmoides (largemouth bass) is the source of this 3331-nucleotide messenger RNA. RefSeq names its product eosinophil peroxidase-like. Bases 90 to 2273 code for a protein of 727 amino acids. The transcript is spliced from 13 exons. Gene Ontology annotation, biological process: response to oxidative stress. Gene Ontology annotation, molecular function: heme binding; peroxidase activity. Lineage: Eukaryota; Metazoa; Chordata; Actinopteri; Centrarchiformes; Centrarchidae. The record is from RefSeq and is a predicted model, not a curated record.